AUGGGACAGAACAAAAUAAAGCAAAGUAUUCCUUGUGGAACUUAUUGGAUAAAAGUGUUUUACAAUUUAAUUCCAAAAUUACUGCAAGCUUCGAGAGCUAUAAUUGAACUUCAAAGGUAUUUAGAGGAUGAAGUCCUUAGUCGAAAUAAAAAUCCUUUAGAGUGGUGGAGGAAAAACGAACAUAAUUGCCCGUAUUUAAGUCCUUUGAUACGCGCUAGAUGUUGCGCAUUAGCCACCUCUGUGCCAUGUGAACGGUUAUUUUCUAAAGCCAGAAAUAUUUUAAAUGAACGCCGAACAAGGCUGCCCUCCACAUCUGGACUUCAGAGCACGAGCAUCCAAGAAACUCUUCAGGGUUCAGAUUCGAAUGAUAGUCUACCUUUAAUUGAAGAAGUAAAUAAGAAAAAACCUAAAAGGCCAAAGAGCGAUUCAGAGGGCACAGAUGAUAGCAUUGAGAGUGUACAAUACGCAGAAAGUGAUGAUAGCCCUUUCAACCCGGACCUUUCAGAUGAUCCAGAACCAGAAGAGGAAGUCAAAAAAUCAGCAUUUUUUGUGGAAACCAAAAGUGUUGGAAAUUAG
This is a messenger RNA of Psylliodes chrysocephalus, 576 nucleotides long. The record is from the annotation of a GenBank genome assembly. Lineage: Eukaryota; Metazoa; Arthropoda; Insecta; Coleoptera; Chrysomelidae.